Peronospora belbahrii is the source of this 276-nucleotide messenger RNA. NCBI's taxonomy places the organism in Eukaryota, Oomycota, Peronosporomycetes, Peronosporales, Peronosporaceae. The record is from the annotation of a GenBank genome assembly.
AUGGCUUCAAGUUCUUCGGACGAAGAAGUUGAAGUGGAAUUACUCGACUCCAUCUCCCAAAUUGAUCGCGCACUAGAGCAGAAGCACGUUUUACUGCAUGUCGUGAAUGAAUGUCGUUCAUUCAUUGGACAAAACAGCAGUCACGUGAUGAAGAAGUCGACGAGUUUACUCACGCAAGAGGAUUUCCAACGGAAGAAUGAGGAGCUACAGACUCAAAUCAUACAUCUUACAAGCAUAAUAGUCGCCAAAGAUAUUGAAAUAGACACGAUUACGUGA